UAAUAGAUUAGAAAAAUACUUGAAACAUGUAUCGAUAAUUUUAAUUUUAAUUUACAAUUCAAACACAUUAAACAAAAACCAUCCAAAAUUGAUGAGAAAAAAUCUGGGCUUUCUAUAAGUAAAUAUAGGUUGUCGAAGACAUUCUGUUCGUAGAUCUGAGGAGUCACCUGCUUCACGCACGCGACAAGAAGAUCACUGUGAUCAAUCGGCGAAGAAAAACUUUCUCGACACAAUAGGGUGUCAUAUCGAAAGUACGAGAUCUGGAACAGUAAUUACCGAAAGAACAGCGAGUUGAUCAUUUGUUAACGUGACAGAUAUAGUAUAUAUAGUGUCCAACAUUUUUCUCAGUUCCUUUAACUUAAUUCUUUGACCAAUUUAAAUUUAAUUAAAAGAAUUAUUUUUUUUUUUUUUGUAAUUUUAAAUACCUUAUUAAUUAAUAUUUUUUAUUAUAAAUAAACAAUGAACUGCAUUUUGUUAAAAAAAAGAAUUUGUUUUAAUUUAAAUAAAGUUUAAUUUCUAAGGUCGUUAAGAGUUCGCCAUACAGAAGCAAUCUCUCUCCCGGCAUCUUUUUAGGGAAGAUUUUUAAAUUGAUGGGAAAAUAAGUAGACAGAAGAAAGUGCGGUGAACCUGGAACACCUUGUAUACCGUAGUACAAGCGUGCGAUGCUGCGUGUAAUCUAUUGACCGAGAGUAAAGCCGCGCUCUCUCGCACGGACGGAGAGGAGGAGCUCGCGUCUGGCCGACUUCUUCCUUCUCUCCGGUACGACACGCUUAUCCGCCAACCCGAUUGACGGUCCGGUUUUCUCGGUCACGGCUGCACGAGGGGGAGAUCCCGUGUUCCUACAUUAUCCCCACGUGGACCGCGCGGGGAGGCUCUUCGUCUCCUACCACCACGAGAGAGCUGACGUUUCGCGCCAGUUCAAAGAGCAGAUCGGCAGCAGGUGGAUUUGGCGAACGGUACCGAGAGAUCCUUCCAGAACGGAGGUCCUUCGAGUUUGACUUGUCAGUCGUCGGAAAAGGUUCCGCGAGCGCACGUGGUGAAGAAAAUCCUUCCGUCGAGUGUUUAAUGAAAUUGCUCCAUGAUGUGCUGACAGAGCAAUAAACAAUUGCAGUGAUAGUGACAGUGACAAGAUCAGUGUUAAUCGGUUGAUACUGAAACUGUUGAUGAGUCUUAGUGAUUUCUUAAGAUGAGGAUAGAACGGUCAUACUGGGUGCUGCUGGCAGUCGUGCUACUGUCCCCGAUCCAUGCCAAGAAGAAGAACAUCGAGAACGUCGACGAUGGCGAGAGAGCUCAGGAGAAGAUAUCAACAUCCCUCAAGCUCACCGAUGAGGAUCCCAAGAACAAAACGAGCAAAGUACAAGAAGUAGCAUCCGAGAAGACGCCGGAGAAGAAGGAAAAAAUCGACGAGCCACCCGAGGAAGUUGGAUCCCCUCUCGAAGGUGGAAGCAGACAGAACGCGAGCAGGGACUUGAUACUACCGGUCAGCAUGGACAUAGCGAAGAUCAUAACCAACGACGACGAUUCCGACUCCGAGGAGAGCGACGAGGACGAGAUUCCCGAGGCGUUACCCGAAGCCCAAGAGCUGCGGCUGGUGAGAGCCCAAGAACGACGGAGACCCGUGUUCGUCAAACCACUGCGGCCCGUGAGGCCGUCUCUCCCGAACAGGAGGAACGUUUAUACCGGUUUAUCGAGGCCGGCCGUCACGCGGCCGUCUAAACGGCCGAGCGAGUCAAAGAGGAGGCCCACGGAAAAUGAAUGCACUUUCUUCACGAAGACGGUGUGUCUCGAGGCCAACGAUUAUCCGCACGAGGCGAUAAUAAGAAGUUUAAGGUCCAAUAAGGAAAUGGUAUCCGCAUUGUUGACUGAUUACAAGGCGCAAGACGGAAGCGCGGAAGAAAAAUUACCGGCCGCCCUACCGUUGGAGAAUAAAUAUGAGAACAGAUACGAGAGCAAUGAAAUUAAAAGACGAUCUGACAAUCCUCUCGAUAACGUGGAGGAGGGUUUCACUUGUCCGUCAACUGUCAAAUAUGCUCGCCCGCAAUUAGCGAGAGCUGCUUCUGGAGUAUGGAAGUAUAUAAUAAAUACAGGUGAACACACCCAGACGAUACGACUGGAGAAAUGCUCGACUCAGUCAAGUUGCUCGUUUAUCUCCGAAAACUAUCGUUCCUCCUGCGUGCAAAUCUACAAUUACCAUAGAUUGUUGACCUGGGAUCAGAAACUGGGACUUCACAUGGACAUAUUUAAAGUGCCGACCUGCUGCAGCUGCCACGUGCACGGCUACGCCGAGAUCUUUCCGCCCCAUCAAAAGGAUCCCCCGAUAAAGCCCAAGGAGUCGUUCCCGGGCGCGGAUUUCGCGACGAUCAACGAUCAGAAGGACGAUUUUCAGGAUCUCAUCAAACCGUCGGUCGUCCUUAAUCACAUUUCCAAGUAUACUCCCACUUUGAGCUACGACUCCAACCACGGUACUUUACCUCAGAAUUACUCACCGUUGUCCGCAACAUUGCACGCCCUCAGCAAAUAUCUCUCGUUUCCUUCAGUAUCCAGCAACAAGAAACCGGUAUUGGAGAUCAGCCCGACAAGUAGGCCCAGCUUUACCCUGCCUACUAGAACUAGACCGAAGAAGCCCUCGCCGAUCCCGCGCCCGUACGACAAAUUGCCGCAACAACAUGCGCCCAACACACGAGCGCCGGGCUAUAAAGGCCCGUUGAUUACCAAGAGCAGCAGGCCUAACCGAAUCAACAGGCCACCUUUCAGACGAGAAUCCACCUCCCACGAGGAUUACACGGAAACUUCUCGUAACAUCACGGCCAACAAUCGAUACAGUCAGCCGUACGAUUUGGACAUGGAUGCCACGUCGAGAUUACAGAACGGAGGCUUUGACGACGAGUACCAGGAGCCGCAGAGGAGAAUCAACUAUAACUAUCACCCAAUCAUAGACUUUUUCAAGCCGGAGGCUUCCAUGCUGCAGGCUUCCACGGAACCGCAACCAGCCACCCAGCCGGCACUGGUCCAGAGCGACAAUAACGCGUGGAAACCGAUGAUAUCUUAGACCGUAGUGUUCUUUCUUCGGAGUACCUGACAUUCUACUUUAAUAAAAAUUCCAAAUCACGUA
Messenger RNA from Monomorium pharaonis (pharaoh ant), 3112 nucleotides. It is a transcript of the gene NT1, whose product is annotated as neurotrophin 1-like. Gene Ontology annotation, biological process: innate immune response; central nervous system formation; regulation of Toll signaling pathway. Gene Ontology annotation, molecular function: growth factor activity; Toll binding. Bases 1187 to 3049 code for a protein of 620 amino acids. The record is from RefSeq and is a predicted model, not a curated record. The transcript is spliced from 10 exons. Gene Ontology annotation, cellular component: extracellular region. Lineage: Eukaryota; Metazoa; Arthropoda; Insecta; Hymenoptera; Formicidae.